AUGGCGUGGCUGGAAAUCGCCGUCAAGAAAGGCGAAGCCGAUCUGAGUGCUUCAUAUCAACCACUAUCAACGAUUUACACGGACCUUCCCUCGACAAAGGUCGAGGUCGCGCGGCCCAAAGCCAAGGUCAAGACUCGCGGGACACCUCGACCAGUUGCCAAAUCGCCCACCGAAGCCGAACCGGUGCUGCAGCCCAACCCUAUUGACCCUCAACCGUCCUUCGCUGUCGACGCUCGGGCACUGAAAGUGUUCCGAACCAUCUUCUUCAACCCGGCCGUAACCUCGACACCGGGCGAGAUCCCGUGGAAUGACUUCCUCCACGCCAUGACUUCCGUUGGAUUUACGGUCAUGAAACUAUACGGCUCUGUCUGGCAAUUCCAGCCGACCAAGCUAGAUGUCGAACGGAGUAUUCAAUUCCACGAACCACAUCCACGAGGGAAAAUCCCUUUUACAACUGCCCGGCGGUACGGCCGACGACUCCAUAGAGCUUAUGGCUGGUUCGGGGAGAUGUUCACGUUAAGCGCAAAGUGA
Molecule: messenger RNA, 531 nt
Organism: Aspergillus terreus NIH2624
Lineage: Eukaryota; Fungi; Ascomycota; Eurotiomycetes; Eurotiales; Aspergillaceae
Exons: 2
Coding region: 1-531 (176 amino acids)
Source: RefSeq, a predicted model, not a curated record